AUGGCGAAGGCUAAUCUAACUAUGGAAACCUUGGCCAAGGAGCGGCUCAACCCGCCCUUUGACUUGCAUGCUAUGGCUGUUGCCAACCACGGCUCCGAGACACGUCUUCAAUUCAAGCGCCGUGUCAUGCUCGAGCUGGAGCGCAACAACGCUUUCUUCAACGAUGACUUUUACGACCUGACGGAGCACGAGCUCCGUGAGCGUACCUUCAUUAAGAUCGGCAGCAUCGUGAACUGGCUCCAGAACGAGCCACUCGAUGUGUUCCGUCAGCGCCUGGAGGUCAUUUCGGUGGCCGACCCCGGCUUCUGGACGCGUUUCGGUGUGCACUUGGGUCUGUUCACCAACUGUGUUCGCUCGGGUUCGACCUCGGGUCAGUUUGCCUACUGGGUGAACAAGGGCAUGCUCUCGUGCCGCAACUUCUACGGUUGUUUCGGUAUGACCGAGAUCUGCCAUGGUUCGAACGUCCAGGGUAUCGAGACGACGGCCACCUUCGACGAGGACACGGAUGAGUUCAUUAUCCACACCCCGCACCUGGGUGCCACCAAGUGGUGGAUCGGUGGUGCUGCCCACUCGGCCACCCACUGUGCUGUGUUUGCCCGGCUGAUCGUGAAAGGCAAGGACUACGGUACGAAGACCUUUGUGGUGCCUCUGCGUAACGUGGACACCUACGACACGCUCCCGGGUGUCACGAUCGGUGACAUUGGUAUGAAGAUGGGCCGUAACGGUAUCGACAACGGUUAUAUCCAGUUCACCUACGUCCGUGUGCCUCGUGCGUACAUGCUCAUGCGCCACUGCCAGGUCACUCGCGAGGGUCAGGUGUUCGAGCCGCCGAUGCAGCAGCUCGCCUACGGUGCUCUGCUCACUGGUCGUGUGAUGAUGGCCGUGGACUCGGGUAACAUCGGUAAGAAGGCGAUUACCAUUGCCGGCCGCUAUGCCGCUGUGCGUCGCCAGUUCAAGAGCGACCCGAACCAGGAGUACGAGACUGUUCUGCUCGACUACCCGAUUCACCAGCGCCGCCUGAUGCCGCUGCUGGCCCAGGCUGUGGCCUUCCAGUACACUGGUCAGCAGCUGACCCACAUGCUUAACAGCACCACGGAGGCCCUGGAUGCUCUGGAGCCUGGUGACCCUAAGCUGGAGGAGGUCCUUGAGCUGCUCAAGUCGACCCACGCCUCGAGCUCGGGUCUCAAGGCCUUCUGCACGUGGGCUACGCUCUCGGCCAUCGAGGUGUGCCGUCAGUCGCUGGGUGGUCACGGUUACUCGGCCUACACGGGUCUCGCUCCUCUGUACAACGACUUUGCCGUCCACUGCACGUGGGAGGGUGACAACACGAUCCUGGCUCUCCAGCUCGGUCGCGCUCUCAUGUCGGCCUACGAGGAGGCUAAGCAGGGCAAGCACCAGGGUGAGGCUCUCUCGUACCUGAACAACAUUGACCAGGUGCUUGGUGCCCGCUGUGGCUCGGAGGAGGAGCUCGACACGCUCGAGGGUAUUGAGGCUGGUUGGCUCACGGCUUCGGCGCACUUUGUCAAGGUCGCCAGCGACGAGUUUGAGCGCCUCAUCCAGGCUGGCCACACGCGUGAGCAGGCGGCUGAGAAGUGCUCGCAGCUCCGCUUCGUGGCUGCUAGCGUGCACACCAGUGGCUUCAUCUUCCGUCAGUUCCGUGCUGCUGUGAACGAGCACAAGGACGGCAGCGAUGGUGUCAAGAAGACCAUGGCUACGCUGGCCAAGCUCUACGGUCUCUGGCAGAUGGAGGAGAAGUCGGGCUUCCUGCUCCGCUCGGGCUGGCUCAAGCCGGAACAGUUCGACUACGUCUCGCGCCGUGUCACUGAGCUCUGUGCUGAGGUCCGCUCGUUCGCGAUCCCUCUCAUCGACUCGUUCGAGUACAGCGACUUUGUCAUCAACUCGCCGUUCGGUCGCUACGAUGGCAACAUCUACCAGGAGUACUUCAACAUGGUCCGCCGCAACAACCCUGUGCUCAAGCCUCACCCGUACUUUGAGCGCUUGAUCAAGCCUCUGAUCUCGCGCCGUGUGCCCGAGCCGGAGGAUGCGACGGAGCUCAUGGGUCUCGAUGAUGACAUCGAGGAGAUCCAGGCGGAGGCCAAGGAGGCUCUGGAGAACGCGCGGAAGUAA
Molecule: messenger RNA, 2127 nt
Organism: Malassezia pachydermatis
Lineage: Eukaryota; Fungi; Basidiomycota; Malasseziomycetes; Malasseziales; Malasseziaceae
Product: acyl- oxidase
Exons: 1
Coding region: 1-2127 (708 amino acids)
Biological process (GO): fatty acid beta-oxidation using acyl-CoA oxidase; lipid homeostasis
Cellular component (GO): peroxisome
Molecular function (GO): FAD binding; fatty acid binding; acyl-CoA oxidase activity
Source: RefSeq, a predicted model, not a curated record